UGUCAGUCACUACUGCCACCUGUUCCUCACAUAGUUGUGUCCAAAGCUGGGAUUCUCUAUUUCUUGGCUGGCCUCUCUUGUUGUUUUCUCAUUAGCUUCUUCAAAGUUGAAGAUUAAUAGUGUGUUUUCUUCUCCCUUGGAGUUUUCUUCUUCUUCAUCUUCUCUCUUUACAGUCUCAAAUAUGUAUCCCUCUAUGACUUUGUCCAAUUCUACAGCUUCCUUGUCAGAGGAAGCUAGUGUUUCUCCUGGCACUACUAGACUAGUUCAUCAAGACUUUGGAGUCUUGAAUAAUCCAUUACUCCUCUCAACAAUUUCUCCUCAACAUGAUCAACAUCAACAACAACAACAAUCACAACCGCUCAAGAUCAAGAAGAAGAGAAGCCUACCUGGAAACCCUGACCCAGAUGCGGAAGUGAUUGCACUGUCUCCAAAGACCUUAAUGGCUACAAACAGGUUUGUAUGCGAGAUCUGCAACAAAGGGUUUCAAAGAGAUCAAAACCUUCAACUUCACAGAAGAGGCCAUAACCUACCAUGGAAGCUCAAGCAAAGAAACAGCAAGGACAUAAGGAAAAGAGCCUAUGUUUGUCCUGAACCCUCAUGUGUACACCACCACCCUUCAAGGGCUCUUGGUGAUCUUACAGGUAUCAAGAAACACUUCUGCAGAAAACAUGGUGAGAAGAAGUGGAAAUGUGAGAAGUGUUCAAAGAUCUAUGCUGUUCAAUCUGAUUGGAAAGCUCAUACUAAGACUUGUGGCACUAGAGAGUACAGAUGUGACUGUGGAACCCUCUUCUCCAGGAAGGACAGCUUCAUCACUCACAGAGCAUUCUGUGAUGCAUUGGCAGAAGAAAGUGCAAGACUCUCUGCAACCCAACUUGUCUUCUCCACAAACCCAAAUCAUCCUCCUCCUGAUCAACAACCUAUCCUUCACAAUCUUCACUCACAAACCUACCCACCUCCACUACUCUUCCCUUUCCCAUGGGACCUACCCCAAAACCCUAGCACCCCUCCUCCUCACAUGAUCAAGCCUCAGACUCACCAUUUUCAAACCUCCCUCCUCUCUUCCUCACCAUUGUUCUCAGGCGAUGCCGCAGUGCACCACCACCUGUCAGCCACUGCACUGCUACAAAAGGCUGCCACCGUUGGGUCAACAAGUACCAACAUUGGCCAACAACAGUCAGUUGGUCACAUGAUGACUCGGUUGGGACCAGUAAGCCAGGUCGUUGACUCGGUGAGUUACUUGGGUUUCAACUCGGCGUGGGAGACGAGGAGUGAUGGGCUUACAAGGGACUUCCUUGGACUGAGUCGUGACGGUGGCAACAAUGGAGGGACUGAUCAUGUUAACGUUAGCGUGAACGUGAGGGAGAUGCUAAAUUACGCGGGUGAUGCAGAGAUGCACUCGUAUGAGAGAACGUGGGGUGACGGUUGAAAAUUCCUUGAAAGAAAAUAAAAUUUGAGAGCUAUAAGGGUGAGUUAGUAAUUUCCUACAUCCUACUCUUCAGAAUGACGAAAGUACCCCCAUGAGGACUAAUGGUGCCGCCUUAAAUUUUCUUGCUUUCGGAGUGAGGUUUUUUUUUUUUUUUUUUUUUCCUUAAUUCGAAAU
This is a messenger RNA of Tripterygium wilfordii, 1600 nucleotides long. Its product is annotated as protein indeterminate-domain 12-like. The transcript has 3 exons. Gene Ontology annotation, molecular function: DNA-binding transcription factor activity. Gene Ontology annotation, cellular component: nucleus. Lineage: Eukaryota; Viridiplantae; Streptophyta; Magnoliopsida; Celastrales; Celastraceae. The record is from RefSeq and is a predicted model, not a curated record. Bases 182 to 1426 code for a protein of 414 amino acids.